CCAGUGCUGUUGUCAUUCGCAGUCAUUCGCCCAACGGAAACGAUAUGUGCUACAGAUACAGCUUCAUUCUGAUCAUCGCCAGUGCUCUGCUCCUGGUGAGCAUCCGCGCUGCCCCUGCCAGCGAUGUGGUCGUAGAGAAGCAGGACUCUCUUUCGGGGGAGACGCCUGUGGACGUGCCCGAGGAUUGCCAUCAGCCCAAGGAGACGGGACGCUGUUUUGCCCUGUUCUAUCGGUAUGCCUACAAUGUGGAUACCCAGGCCUGCGAGGAGUUUGUCUACGGAGGCUGUGCCGGCAAUAGGAACAACUUCGAGAGCAAGGAGCUCUGCGAGCAGUCCUGCCUUGGUCGUGCCGCAGUCACUGAAAUCAUCUCGGUGACCACAGAGCAGAGCAGCAGCGACAGUGAGGUGACUACAGAGAGCAGCAUCAGCAGCAGCAGCAGCAUCAGCACCAGUACCAGCAGUGCCUAAACUAUUGUUUACUUAGCGCAUAGUAUAUAGGAUUAUUUACGGCAUGCCGACCAAGCAAUUAAGUCACUCCCCAUCUCCCAUACCCAAACAAAUAUAACCACAAUACACAAACAAA
Molecule: messenger RNA, 582 nt
Organism: Drosophila obscura
Lineage: Eukaryota; Metazoa; Arthropoda; Insecta; Diptera; Drosophilidae
Product: tissue factor pathway inhibitor
Exons: 1
Coding region: 45-467 (140 amino acids)
Molecular function (GO): serine-type endopeptidase inhibitor activity
Source: RefSeq, a predicted model, not a curated record